Molecule: messenger RNA, 3359 nt
Organism: Nycticebus coucang (slow loris)
Lineage: Eukaryota; Metazoa; Chordata; Mammalia; Primates; Lorisidae
Gene: WNT9A
Product: Wnt family member 9A
Exons: 4
Coding region: 87-1184 (365 amino acids)
Biological process (GO): neuron differentiation; canonical Wnt signaling pathway; cell fate commitment
Cellular component (GO): extracellular region
Molecular function (GO): frizzled binding; cytokine activity
Source: RefSeq, a predicted model, not a curated record
GCUCCGGGCGCUAUAAGAGGGCGGUGACCGCGGCGCGCCCUGCGCGGAGCCGGGAGCGCGAUGGUUAGCCGCCGCGGAGCGGCAAGAUGCUGGAUGGGCUCCUGCUGGCGCGCUGGCUGGCCGCGGCCUUCGGGCUGACGCUGCUGCUCGCCACGCUGCGCCCUUCAGCCGCCUACUUCGGGCUGACCGGCAGUGAACCUCUGACCAUCCUUCCGCUCACGCUGGAACCCGAGGCGGCCGCCCAGGCGCACUACAAGGCCUGUGACCGGCUAAAGCUGGAGCGGAAGCAGCGGCGCAUGUGCCGCAGGGACCCAGGCGUAGCCGAGACACUGGUGGAGGCCGUCAGUAUGAGCGCACUUGAGUGCCAGUUCCAAUUCCGCUUUGAGCGUUGGAACUGCACGUUGGAGGGCCGCUACCGGGCCAGCCUGCUCAAGCGAGGCUUCAAGGAGACUGCCUUCCUCUACGCCAUCUCUUCAGCUGGCCUGACGCAUGCACUGGCCAAGGCGUGCAGCGCCGGGCGCAUGGAGCGCUGCACGUGUGACGAGGCACCCGACCUGGAGAACCGCGAGGCCUGGCAGUGGGGAGGCUGUGGGGACAACCUCAAGUAUAGCAGCAAGUUUGUCAAGGAGUUCCUGGGCAGGCGGUCAAGCAAGGACCUGCGAGCUCGUGUGGACUUCCACAACAACCUUGUGGGUGUAAAGGUGAUCAAAGCUGGCGUUGAGACCACCUGCAAGUGCCACGGUGUGUCAGGCUCAUGCACAGUGAGGACCUGCUGGCGGCAACUGGCGCCCUUCCAUGAGGUGGGCAAACACCUGAAGCACAAGUAUGAGACGGCACUCAAAGUGGGCAGCACCACCAACGAGGCCACUGGCGAGGCAGGCGCCAUCUCCCCACCGAGGAGCCGGGCCUCGGGGUCGGGCAGCAGUGACCCUCUGCCCCGCACCCCAGAGCUCGUGCAUCUAGAUGACUCACCCAGCUUCUGCUUGGCUGGCCGCUUCUCCCCGGGCACUGCUGGCCGCAGGUGCCACCGUGAGAAGAACUGUGAGAGCAUAUGUUGCGGCCGUGGCCACAACACACAGAGCCGGGUAGUCACAAGGCCCUGCCAGUGCCAGGUGCGCUGGUGCUGUUACGUGGAGUGCAGGCAGUGCACACAGCGUGAGGAGGUCUACACCUGCAAGGGCUGAGGGGCUCCAUUAGCACAUGGCUGGGGUGGGGUUCGUGCUUGUGCCCCACGCCUCAGCCUCCUCCUCUGACCCGAGAGCAUUGCGCCGAUGCUCUCCGAGCUGACCCUGUCCAAGCAUGCCAGGCCCCGGGUGAGGAGCAGCCCUCGGCAUGGGCACCUUUAUCACCAUGUGGCCUUCAUGCAUGUGUGGCCACCCGUGGGAGACUGGCCUGGCAUGGGCUGUCCCAACAGCAGCACUGUCUUCAGAGAGUGAAACCACUAGGAGAGGACAGAGCCCACCUGGUCCCUGGGGGCCCAGCUGCCCACAUGCCUAGGCUCAGGGGACGGUGCCCUUUCCUCUCUGACGUUGAGCACUUCUCUUUGGAGUGAAUAUCCGUGACUUUUAAAUUAUUCUUCUUAUUAUUUAACUAAUAUAAUAAUUAUUAUUUCCUCCGUCCCUGCCAUCCCCCAGGCUGCGACUCCCUUAUCCCCAAACUGCUCUCAGCUCAGCCCCAAUCUGGGAAGGCCUCUUCUUCCGUCCCUACACGUUCCCUCCUGUUUGCCUCUGAUCUGCUUUGUUGUUUGAAACCACUAAAUCAAGAUAGAUAUGUUUUUGUUGUUAAAGAAAUAAAGCAAGCUGUGUCUAGCUGCAGCCCUCGGGCCAUCGGAAGCCAGCUCCUACACCCACGUGCCAACCGUGCCGUGCUGUGCUGUGCAGUUGUCCCUGUUCCAUGCCUACGGGCACUUGACCUAGCGUCUGGGUGUCCCAGUGCAGAUUUUGCAGCUGGGGGUGGCCAAGGGAGUUGCUGCGGUGAGGGUGCAGGGCGGGUUCAUUCAUGCCACGAGGAAGCCCACACUGUCUCUGUGUCACUGGGGAGAGGCAAUGUGGGGACAGAUGUAGGUGGAGAGAGUCUUGGGCUUGGGUUUGACAGUGGAAUGUUGUUCUUUUUGGGUGUGCUGUUGUCUUUGCAGGGGAAAGGGUGGCCUAUGCUGGCCUAGUGUGUUUUGAGUGUGUGUGUGCAUGUGUGCGUGUCUUAUGAGCAUGUGUGUGCAUGCUGUGCUGGUGUGGUCAGCGGUCAGCAGGGCCAUGCCCUUCCUCAGAGCACUGGGCCAUGCUGGUCUGCGGUGUGAACAGCAGCCUCUGGCCCUGGGCUUCAUCUGGUGGGUGUCUCCAUCUGGGUGGGUUGUGGGUGUGGAUGCAGGAACUACUGAGCAAGCGGGUUCCUUGGAGCCCUGGGGUCUCCCGGAGGCUGGGGACUGUUUUUAAAAGAAAACCUAUUUAUGUGUAUGUGGAUCUCUGUUGUCCCUGUUUUAUAAUGUAUAUAGUAAAGUUUCUUCUCCUGUGGUUCAGAGAACAUCUCCAUGCAUAACUGCAUGCUGAGAAAACCGUCCCAAAGAUGGGUGGCCUCCCCAAGGUCUUGUGCCCAGAAAAGAAUGUAGGUGGCUGUGUGCAGUGGCUGUCAGAGGGAGAGGACAUUGGGUUUGUCCCUCAGUCUAAUGCAGGUUCGUCUAGGAGUUAGGGUGGCACAAACGUGUCUUCCCCAAAUAUCUGCACCUGCCGGGAUCCCCAGCAGCAGAGCCGGCCAUGUUCUCACGACAAGACUGUUGCUCAGUCACUUUUGGGUCUGUGGGAAGGCAGCAAGUCAGAGGAAGGGUAUUUUUUUAUUGAAUACCGCAUUUAGCUCUAUGUCAUAAAUAUUCAGAAAAGUAUUUUUUUAAACAAAGCAGACUGAAAAUGUCUGCUGGCUGGUUUGUCUCUAUACAGAUAUAUAUUAGAAUGUCUUGCUGAGUGAAGAAGUGACUCCCAACUAUUGGAACCUCCUGUUUAAUGUGCUUCUCUUCCUUGCAGCAGAGAGGAAGAAGUGUGGUGCAGGUGGGACAUGGAGUGCCAGGGAUGCCCCCUGUUUGGCCACACUGUGGAGCUAGGUGGUCCCAGCUGCCUUCUCCCAACUUGCGCCACUGUGGGGGAUCUGGACCAGGGCCUGCCUGUGGCCAGGUGUGGGCAGGGAGGGGCAGAUGGGAGAAGGACCCCUAUCUUUGUGCUUGGAGUCUUGUGUGAGCCGAUUGAUUUCUCUACCUCAUCUGUGUAGCUCUUAGGUGUAUACCCAAGUGACUGUGGAGAAUGUAUUUAUUUAACAGCUUUGUAUAACAGAAUUGAAACAAAUGGAAACACUAAAUAAAUGUAUUUUAAAUUAUA